Messenger RNA from Oppiella nova, 561 nucleotides. The record is from the annotation of a GenBank genome assembly. NCBI's taxonomy places the organism in Eukaryota, Metazoa, Arthropoda, Arachnida, Sarcoptiformes, Oppiidae.
ACGUUUGUCUCAAUUUGAUUCAAAAACACAAAGACUUUCGACACUUUCAGUAAUAUAACCACUCGUAAGACAAUGUCAGCGCCCAGUGAAGAGCCCACUGACCUCAAGGGAGGCCACGCGCCCGCAGUAAAAGCCGGAGGAAUGCGAAUAACGCAACACAAGACCCAACACCACGAGAAACCCGCCGCUGAGCCCAAGAAGGACGAGACACAGGAGGACGAGGAGGAGCUGGAGGAGGAGGUGCCGCCCAAAGCCACACCUCUGGUCAUCUCCGGAGCCGUGGCUCGAGGUGACAGUGACUUCCCGACCGCUUCCGUAAAGGCAUUCCACGAGAAGACUCCGUUACCGACCAAUGAGUACAGAGCCGCGCCGCCGCCGAAGUCUAUGUAUAUCCAACAGCCCAAGAAAUGAACGCAAUGUGUCGGCCACUCGUUGUCUCAUUCACACCACCGUAUGAGUGAUGCACAGCAUUGCAAAAGAAGUCAAUUUAUUUUUGUGUAUUUGAUUGACAUUUGUUUUGAAAUACAAAUAAAUCCUUGAUUUUCUUAUUUUACGAAUUAA